AUGCAACAGCAAAGACCACAGGACGGCCUUCUUGGUCUGAACAGCUUCCAGAGUUUUCUCGACAGGUUCCCCGCACCGCUAAAUCCUGAUUUGUUCAACGAGCCGACAGGAUACGAAAAGGCGCUCCAAGAAGUCAAGCAAUACGAGGAUUUUACAACAAUCGAUUGGGUGCAGGAUGCAGUCAGGGAACGAUACCGGCAAAACUCCCGAACCUCAGAAGCUGGACAUUCAUGGACAGCAUACCUUUGGGAAUCAUAUGAGGCUGGACAAGCAUGGCUCGUCGUUUCACUUGUCGGAGUCGUCAUUGGAAUCAACGCCGCGUUUAUUGCCAUCUGCACCGAAUGGCUCUCGGAUAUCAAGUUGGGGCAUUGUUCAGACGCUUGGUGGUUGAACCAAAAGUUUUGCUGCUGGGGCGUUGAAUCAGAAGAUGGAUACUGCGAGCAUUGGAGCGAGUGGAGUGGGUUCGCCCUCAUCGAUUACAUUUUUUAUCUCGUCCUUGCUACAUCAUUCGCAGCUUCAGCAGCAUUCUUGGUCAAACGGUACGCACGCUACGCAGCAGGAUCAGGAAUUUCAGAAAUCAAGUGCAUUUUAGCUGGGUUCAUCAUGAAGGGCUACUUGGGAGGCUGGACAUUGGUCAUCAAGAGUUUGGGACUCGCCAUGUCAGUCGCGGCCAAUUUGAGUGUCGGAAAAGAAGGACCUUCAAUCCAUAUUGCAUGCUGCGCUGGACAUGUUGUCUCGAGAUUGUUUCCAAAGUACCAAAGGAGUCGUGCAAAGUCCAGGGAGAUCAUUUCAGCUUCUGCAGCCGCAGGUGUUGCUGUCGCUUUCGGAGCACCAAUUGGAGGUGUCUUGUUCUCCUUUGAGACUAUGAACCCUUAUCGGACAGGAAAGUUGGUCAUGUUCCAGGUCUCGUACGAUCGCGACUGGCACUUUUUCGAAAUGAUAUUUUUCGUCCUGCUCGGCGUUUUCGGAGGAUUGUACGGGACGUUGAUUAUCAAGUACAACCUCAAAGUGCAGCAUGCCAGGAAAAAAUACCUGGCAGACUAUGGAGUGAUUGAGGCUGCCACCCUCGCCUUCCUCACCGCCACAUUCGCGUACUGGAAUAUCUUUAUGAAGAUCGACAUGGCCGAGUCGAUGAGUAUUCUUUUCCGCGAGUGCGAGGGAUCAGAGGAUUACAUGGGACUUUGCAAACCGGAGAAUACCUGGAAAAUGGUCGCCCUCUUGUUCUUUGCCCUGAUAAUGCGGUUUGCAACUUGCGCCAUCACCUACGGUGCCAAAGUCCCAGCAGGAAUCUUUGUGCCUUCUAUGGCUAUCGGAGCUCUCUUUGGGCGCAUGCUCGGACUGAUUGUAAGAGCGGCCCAGGUUGCUUAUCCAGGAUUCGUCUUGUUUUCGAGCUGCAAACCUGAUGUCCCUUGUAUUACCCCAGGAACCUAUGCCUUCUUGGGCGCGGCGGCGGCUCUUGGCGGCGUUAUGAGGCUGACAGUGUGUGUCGUGGUCAUCAUGUUUGAGUUGACUGGCGCGCUGAACUACAUUCUGCCCACUAUGAUCACGUUGAUGGUGACCAAAACUGUCGGCGACUACUUUGGACGUGGCGGAAUUGCGGAUCGAUACAUUCGCCUGAACGGAUACCCAUUCCUUGACAAGGAAGAGCACAGCUUUGGAAUCGCCGUCUCUCAGGUGAUGAAGAAAGAUGUCACUAUUCUGCCAGCUUCAGGCACCCGUCUGGAUCGCGUCGAGCGACUUUUGGCGGACACCAACUAUCAAGGAUUCCCAGUCGUCGAGGACUCUACUUCAAGGACUCUGAUCGGGUACAUUGGACGGUCCGAGUUGCGCUACGUGAUCGACAAGGCCAAGCGGGCGCGCAAUGUUUCACCGAUGGCCCACUGCUUCUUCAGGCCCGGAAGCAUGGAGUCUCGGCAGCACAUGGAUCAGAGUGGCGUUAGUACCAUGGGAGGACUGGAUCAGGGUAUGCGACGCGGCUCGAUGGGAGGCGACUUUGGGGCAGGCGCGACAUCCACGGCAUCUCUGAGUGGCGCAGGCAGGGGCGAUAAUGAAACCAAUUAUGUCGACUUUGGACCGUUCAUUGACCAGACCCCGAUUGCAGUGCACCCUAAACUGCCUUUGGAGACCGUCAUGGAGUUUUUCAAGAAGAUGGGGCCUCGAGUCAUCUUGAUUGAGCACCAGGGCAAGCUGGUUGGGUUGAUUACGAUCAAGGACUUGCUCAAGUACAUCAGCAGGACGGAGGCACUCGACGAAGAAGAGGAUGAGGAGGAGGUUCCUGGAGGUCCCUUUAGUCACAUCCGUCGAGGAUCGGAUUCCUCUAUCCGUCAGUGGUGGACAUCACCCAGUCAGCGAAGACCUUCUCAACAGUCACACCAACAAGGUGGAUCCAACGGCGUCCAUCACGGCAACGGAAAUGGAUUCUCGAGCAGUAGGGCGAACCAUGGAUCACCACCCGUUUCGUCGUCUGGAUAUGGACAGAAUGGAGCCGGCCAGUACACGCCAAGGUCGUCGAUCCCGCGCGCUGGACGGAGUCCGAGUGUUGGAGGGAUGACGAUGGCCAGCUCGAUAGGAUCUUUCAGGGACCGGAUUGAGCUCACGGAGGUUGAGGGCGAUGAUGAGCAUGAGAAUGUGUUGUUUGACCAUGGCGGGUACUUGGAUGGUACCGGGACGGAUGAUGAGCCCGAGGAUCAGGACGAAGGCGAGGUGCAAUUGCCCAGGCACGGCGGACACAAAUGA
Messenger RNA from Linnemannia hyalina, 2736 nucleotides. The record is from the annotation of a GenBank genome assembly. NCBI's taxonomy places the organism in Eukaryota, Fungi, Mortierellomycota, Mortierellomycetes, Mortierellales, Mortierellaceae.